Messenger RNA from Bufo gargarizans (Asiatic toad), 1262 nucleotides. It is a transcript of the gene CRIP2, whose product is annotated as cysteine rich protein 2. Lineage: Eukaryota; Metazoa; Chordata; Amphibia; Anura; Bufonidae. The transcript is spliced from 8 exons. The record is from RefSeq and is a predicted model, not a curated record. The coding region runs from base 88 to 705 and encodes 205 amino acids.
UCUGUGCCCAGAACGUGGGAGACUGGCAGCAGCAGCAGCAAUACAGCUCAGCAGCCGGAGCCUGUGCCACAAAGGACGCUCUCCAGCAUGGCAUCCAAGUGCCCGAAGUGUGACAAGACCGUGUACUUCGCGGAGAAGGUAACCUCGCUGGGAAAGGAUUGGCACAAGUUCUGCUUGAAGUGCGAGCACUGCAAUAAGACUCUUAAUCCCGGAGGACACGCUGAGCAUGAUGGAAAACCAUACUGUCACAAGCCUUGUUAUGCCUCAUUGUAUGGACCAAAAGGUGUUAAUAUUGGAGGUGCUGGAUCCUACAUCUACAGGAAGCCGAGUGAAGACAAACCAACAUCUCCUACCGAAGUCACUCCAAAAGUUGAAGAGAAAAAAGUUAGUGCAGCGCCAAAGACUCUUGUCAAAGCUUCAAGUAUAACAACUUUUACAGGAGAACCCAACUUGUGUCCUCGCUGUGAAAAGAAAGUAUUUUUUGCAGAGAAAGUGACCUCCCUCGGGAAGGACUGGCAUCGACCUUGCCUGAGAUGUGACCGUUGCUCGAAAACUCUAACUCCAGGUGGUCACGCUGAGCAUGAUGGACAGCCCUAUUGUCAUAAGCCUUGCUACGGAAUCCUUUUUGGACCAAAAGGUGUGAACACCGGAGGAGUCGGAAGCUACAUCUAUGAUAAAGAUCCUGAGGCAAAGGCUCAACCCUAAGGACUUGAAGCCCUAUUUCAGCUGCAGCAGACGCCUCUCACACCACUUGUACCAUUUCUAGCUGAUAACACUAAGCUGACGGCCGGGAACAUGUAGAUAAUAAGCAAAGUGCACUCCUGACUAUUCUGUAUUUUGUACUGGACAAUGGAAGAUAUGAAGGGUCUUGUGUUAUGUGUAUAAGGGUCUAUGUGCUACCGAAAGGUCUCUUGUUAUUAUUUGUCUUUUUAGGUUCAGCUAUAAGGAUGUUUCUGAAAUUCCAUAUAUAAAAUGUCAAGGUCCUGCUUUGUGUCACAGACACUGGGGGGGUUACUCCGUGUGAAUGACAAAACCUUAAAGGGAAUCUCUAACCAGGAAUGAUCUUUAGACUGGUCAGUGAAGCUAAACAAGUGGGUCAGCACAGUAUCCACUAACUACCCCCUAAGUUAUGAUAUGGACUUAGGGCUCAUGCACUUGCGCAUUUUCUUUCCGUGUUCGUUCUGUUUUGUUUUUUUUGCGGACCGUAUGCAGAACCAUUUAUUUCAAUGGGUCCACAAAAAAAACGGAAGUUACUCUGUGUG